AUGGCCAGUUUCUCCCGGGGGCUGCUGCAGCACUCCCUCCGGCCGCUCUCGAGCCCGCGAAUUUUCCUCUCCGAACUGUCUGCCCCGCGAGCAGCCCGGUUACUCACAACGUCCCCUUGCUGGCACGCCGCCGCCUCCUCCCCAGCCAAAGCGAGCAGACCGCCGCCGCCGCCGCCGCGCCCCUCACAACGAGGCCAACCGCCCAAACCAAGCGGCCUUACGAACUAUGCUCUGAUCAAGACCCUGGCCUCCAAGCCGACCCCCACGGUGCUCUACGAGGGCGCCUCACACUUCUGGUUCUACUUUGGAUGCUGGACGAGCGGCAUCACGAUCCUGGCGUGGACGUGCCUGACGGCCCCCUCGGUCGUCUCGCAGCCCGAGGGCGUGCCGUCGUGGGUCAGUUGGGUCUACGGCGCCUCCUACGCCCUCCUCACCGGCAUGGGCUUCUUCCUCAUCUCCAAGACUCCCAACAUCGUCAGCUCCAUACGGGUCCUGCCGGUAGCAGCAGCAGCAAAGUCGGCGCCGGCCAACGUCCCCGCCGCCGCCGCCGCCCGACGAGCACCCUCAGCAGCAGCAGCGCCCACGAUGGAGGUCACGGUGCAGCGCAUGGUGCCCCUCCUGCAGCCCAAGGUGCUCAGGGUGCCGCUGGACAAGGUGUCGCUCAAGUCGCGGCUCUCGCUGCCGGACGAGUACGUGCCCGAGCUGAGGCGCAAGGAGCUGGCGCGCAGGGCCGAGCAGGAGCAGGUGGCGCUGCGCAGGUUCGACAUGGAGCACCUACUGACGAUGCCGUUCCGGCGGAUGGGGAGGGCGCUCAAGGCGCUGUUCAGGGGCGUCCGGUCGGCGUGGACGGACAUGGGGUGGGGGGUGAUGACGGUGGACGGGAAGAACUACAAGGUGAACGUCGAGAAGGGGUUUGCGCACGAUGGGUUCAGGACGCUGGAGAGGAUCGUGCCCAUCGACCCGAAGUAA
Molecule: messenger RNA, 969 nt
Organism: Clonostachys rhizophaga
Lineage: Eukaryota; Fungi; Ascomycota; Sordariomycetes; Hypocreales; Bionectriaceae
Source: the annotation of a GenBank genome assembly